Messenger RNA from Lagopus muta (rock ptarmigan), 592 nucleotides. RefSeq names its product ripply transcriptional repressor 2 (gene RIPPLY2). Gene Ontology annotation, cellular component: nucleus. The record is from RefSeq and is a predicted model, not a curated record. The coding region runs from base 67 to 465 and encodes 132 amino acids. Lineage: Eukaryota; Metazoa; Chordata; Aves; Galliformes; Phasianidae. Gene Ontology annotation, biological process: negative regulation of transcription by RNA polymerase II; embryonic pattern specification. The transcript is spliced from 3 exons.
CGUCGGCACUGCCGGGUAUAAAAGCAGCCGGGCCCGGGGUGCGAUGAGAUAUGGUUGCGGUGUACUAUGGAGGUUGGAGCUCUGCGCUGCGGCUGCCCGCUUUCAGUGCCGCUGUCCCCGCGGGGCUGCCCCUGCGUUCCGCACGAUUCUGCGCCCUUCGCUUCUCUCUCCUCCUCUUCUUCGCCCCGCCGCUCAGCGCCCUUCUGGAGGCCGUGGGCGCCCGGCCCCGCCGCGGCGCGCAGUCCCCGCGGGCUGGCCGAGGCCUCUGGAAAGCCGGCUCAAUACGCGCACCCCGUGAGACUGUUUUGGCCCAAAUCAAGGUGCUAUGAUUACUUGUAUCAGGAAGCUGAGGCACUUCUGAAAAACUUUCCUGUUCAAGCUACGAUUUCUUUUUAUGAAGACUCAGACAGUGAGGAGGAUGAAGGUGAACUGGAGCAACAUGCAAGAACAGAAUCACAUUGCUGAUGGCAAGAAAGGCCAAUCGAGACUACUUCUAUUAAACUUAAUAUAAAAAAUGUAUUACAGUAUUUUUAAAGAUAAUUUAUAUGUAUAUAAGUUAUUCUUAAUAAAAUUGGAAUGUUUUAUAAUUUUA